AUGGCCAAGUACACUGAGAAGGAUUUCUGCGCGGUGCUGGAAAUCCCAUUCCGGCUGCCUGAUUGGGUCAAUGAUCUCAUGGCAGCGGAACGAUGGGAAUCCUACUCGCACGCAACGGACGUCCGCAAGGUCUAUGCGAUUCUGAACGCAGGCUGCGCAAUGCGCAGGCGGACGGGCCCACGCGCCCCCAGCAGGGGCCAGGGCACAUAUCAAGAUGACGUGACAAGCAUAACCAACCAGUACCGCAUCCAGCAAGCAGCCUACGAACUGGUGACGUUCUUCACUACGGUUAACGUCUCCUCCACGCAUCACAAAGCGAAUACUUACGCUUCAUGUGAAGAGCAGUUACGCACAAUGUUGAGUGACCCGCCGUGGCUUUGCGCUUACGAUCCAGACCUAGAUGAAGCAAGAGAGACAUGGCUGGCUAAGCAAGCCUACAGGGCUACCAUCGAAGUGUCGAAGACCUACAAGUGGACACUGGUUGAUAUGGAUCAUGCGAGCGAGGGCGCCAAGCGCAUCCAUCUCGCUGAAGUGGACAACUUCCGCGAGACGCUGCCCCGGGAGUUCAGCAUCGUUAAGUCGCACCAUGCGCUGGCCGAGCUAGUCCACAAAGACAUCUCCAAGAACCGGCAAGACUUGCCGCACAUUACUGAUGACGCGCCCAACAUCGAGGCGUGCAUGCAGUAUGUGCUACAAUCUCAGCCAGCCGCUCAACUCCGAGGUCACCAGCUCACGGUCGAUGCUCCCAG
Messenger RNA from Prorocentrum cordatum, 749 nucleotides. NCBI's taxonomy places the organism in Eukaryota, Dinophyceae, Prorocentrales, Prorocentraceae. The record is from the annotation of a GenBank genome assembly.